Messenger RNA from Oryzias latipes (Japanese medaka), 4166 nucleotides. RefSeq names its product potassium voltage-gated channel subfamily KQT member 2. Gene Ontology annotation, molecular function: voltage-gated potassium channel activity. The record is from RefSeq and is a predicted model, not a curated record. NCBI's taxonomy places the organism in Eukaryota, Metazoa, Chordata, Actinopteri, Beloniformes, Adrianichthyidae. Gene Ontology annotation, biological process: potassium ion transmembrane transport. Gene Ontology annotation, cellular component: membrane; voltage-gated potassium channel complex.
GAGCCGGGAGGGGGGUCAGCCGCCUGGAUCCAGCGUUAUUGCGUUCGGCUUCCUAAGAGGGACCGGUGCCUGCCGCACCCCCCCUCCCCCCCAGCACCGGUGAUGCAUCCCCGCAGCACGCGCACGGACAACUCCCGCUCAGAGUCCCGCCGACUUUAGGAUGGUGCAGAAGCCUCUGAACGGGGGGGUGUACCCAGCUCAAGCCGAGGAGAAGAAGCACAAAGUGGGGUUCGUCGGCUUGGACCCGGGGGCUCCGGAAUCCAGCCGGGAUGGGGCGCUGCUCAUUGCGGGCUCGGAGAGCUCCAAGCGGGGCAGCAUCCUCGGCAGACCGAGGUCCAGCGUCUCCACCGGGAGACCCCGACCGUCGAAGAAAAACGCCAGCUACCGGAAGCUGCAGAAUUUCCUGUACAACGCGCUGGAGAGACCGCGCGGAUGGGCGUUCAUCUACCACGCUUAUGUCUUCCUCUUGGUCUUCUCCUGUCUCAUUCUCUCCGUUUUUGCCACCAUCCGAGAGUUUAAGGACAGUUCAGAGAACGCUCUGUACAUCCUGGAAAUCGUGACGAUUGUGGUGUUUGGGGUGGAGUACAUCGUCAGGAUCUGGGCUGCAGGCUGCUGCUGCCGUUACAGAGGAUGGAGAGGGAGGCUGAAAUUUGCCCGGAAACCCUUCUGUGUCAUAGACAUCAUGGUGUUGAUUGCUUCUGUGUCGGUGCUGGCCGCCGGAUCUCAGGGGAACGUUUUUGCCACCUCGGCCAUCAGAAGCCUGAGGUUCCUGCAGAUCCUGCGGAUGCUGCGCAUGGACCGCCGAGGAGGCACCUGGAAGUUACUGGGAUCUGUAGUUUAUGCCCACAGCAAGGAGCUCAUCACAGCCUGGUACAUUGGAUUCCUGUGCCUCAUUCUGGCUUCAUUCCUGGUCUAUUCUGUGGAAAAGGAAUCAAAUGAAGAGUUUGAGACUUAUGCUGAUGCUCUGUGGUGGGGGCUGAUCACGCUCACCACCAUCGGUUACGGCGAUAAAGUUCCCAAAACCUGGAAUGGGCGACUGUUGGGGGCCGCAUUCAGCAUGAUAGGCGUAGCGUUCUUUGCACUUCCUGCUGGGAUCUUAGGUUCUGGUUUUGCACUAAAGGUUCAAGAGCAGCACAGACAGAAACAUUUUGAAAAGAGGCGGAACCCUGCAGCAGGCUUCAUUCAGGCUGCUUGGAGGUUUUAUGCGACCAACCUCACACGCACAGACCUGCUGUGCACCUGGGAGUUUUACGAACAGACUGUGGCUUUACCUAUGUACAGAAUUAUUCCACCCCUGAAUCAGAUGGAUCUGCUGAGGAAUCUGAAGGGCAAGUCGUUCAGGAAGGAGUCUCAAACAGAAACCUCGCCCAGUUAUGAAAAUGCACACAAAGACAGACUUUGUGGGUGCUGCCCGAGAAACAUUAGUCGAAAGCCAAGUCUGAAGGAAAAGGUGUUUCCUAGUCCCUCUAAAGCCCCCAUGGGAAAAGGGGCAGAAGAUGGAGCUGAGGCGAGUCCCAGCAAGCCCUGGGGCUUCACAGACAAGAACCGAGGGCCAAAGCAUGCCUUCAGAGUCCGGAGCGGGACGGGUCGACAGAACUCUGAGGUCCUGAUUGAAAUGCAGAAUGAAGACUUUGGACUGAAGAGUUCUCCAGCAAUUGAAGGUUUAAUAAAGGCAAGCCUCCCCGGUGAGGAAAUUGGAGAUGACAAGAGUUGUAACUGUGAGUUUCUUGCUCAAGAGCUACCACCAGGACUGAAAGUUACCAUCAGAGCAAUCUGCGUCAUGAAGUUCCUGGUCUCAAAGAGGCGGUUCAAAGAGAGCUUACGACCUUAUGAUGUCAUGGACGUAAUCGAGCAGUACUCUGCAGGACAUCUGGAUAUGCUGUGUCGCAUUAAGAACCUGCAGUCCAGAGUUGACCAGAUAGUCGGUAAAUCACCCAAAGUGGACGGAGAGGUUGGAGAUGACCAAAGCAUGAUGGGACGGUUGGUCAAAGUGGAGAAGCAGGUGGUCUGUAUGGACAGGAAACUGGACUUCCUGGUGAACGUUUACGCACAGCGGAUGGGCAUUGCUCAUUCUGAAACAGAGGCCUUUUUUAACUCCAAAGAGCCGUACCCGGCCCCGCCUUACCAAAGCCUACUGGACAUAAAGGAGGAGAAAAAUGGCAAAGAGGAGGUGAAGGAGCUGGUGAAGGUGAAGACGUACUCCGCACCGGAUGUCCCGUGCUCUGAUGGGCCUUUGGAAAGGAACGAUCCUCUCCUUGGGCAGCCGGUGCCAAGAUCUGUGAGCACUCCAUCUGGCAGCAACAGCCGCCCCUCUACCUCCUGGAAGCACCAGCUGCAGCACCCCCUGAGCCAGCCUGCCUGGGGCAGCAGCAUGGCCAACACGCCCUCACCAGUUGGUCUCAGCGGGGAUCGUUCGCCCAACCCGUUCCGCCUCCCCCCUCCACCUGCGCCGUCGCAUGACUGGUCGUCCUCGGGUCACGGCGGCGGCAGCAGCAGGGACAACGCCUCCCGGAGCCGGAGGCGCCACAGGAGGCAGAGGUGUCAGCAGGAUGCUGCCUCCGCCGCCGCCGUGGAGAGUGACACGUCUCUCUCCAUCCCAUCUGUCGACCACGAGGAGCUGGAGCGCUCCUUCAGCGGGUUCAGCAUCUCUCAGGCCAAGGAGGACUUCUUUGGACCUCCUUACUUUACCGGCUCAGGAGGAGGUGGAGCGGCGGGGACGGAGGCCGGAACCGGGCAUUCGCUGUGCGCCAGGGUCAGACCGUUCAUAGCCGAGGGGGAAUCGGACACAGACUCCGACCUGUACGCUCCCUCCCCUCUGUCCUUCACUGGGGAGGUGCCAUGUGGCGAGAAGGGAUGGCCAGGACUGAAAUGAGCCUGAGGACUCAGACGGUGUGACUGACUGACAGAGCCAACCCGACCAGCAGACACUCCUGGUAAUGAGGGAGGGGGGGGGGGGGGGGGUGUUGGUUUCACUGGGAUGAUAAGAGCUUCUGCUGAAGAGGGUUCAACUCUGACCUCAAACAAGAGCGCUUCCUCCUUCAUUCUACACAUUUACAGUCAUUUACUUCCUUUGGUUUGUUUUCUUCUACACCUUAGGAUUCAUUUCAAUGUUUUCAGAUACUAUUCAGUCAUCAUUCAAAUAGAUCCUUAAGAUAAUUUGGAUAAUUAUUACUAUCUGUUAUGACCUCAUUAGAAAGCACUUUUUUUAUGAUGAUAACUUAAAGAAAACUGCAGAGAUUUCAUCCCAAGAUUGUCUGAGAGUCUGAAUCUUAUAACAAUUCAAUGGAUGGAUUUUUGCUGCACUGAUAAAGAUGAAUAGGUGAACGCUUGCUGUCCGAAUCAGUAACCGAGCCUGUUUGUUCCCGACCACAGCAAAUAACCCCAACCCACUGGUGACCGUCUUGCAUGGCAUGCUAAAAAGGUUGACUGUUAGACCAGUUAUGAGCAGACUAGAAACCAAACUUUAGCAAAAGCAAAAAUAAAUCUGCUGAAAAACAGAGUUUACUGAGAGAAAAGGUGAAACAGAAAAAUGCACGGCUGGUUUCAGGCUACACUGUUUUUGAUGUUUCUAUAGGAUUUUGCUUGAAUCAUGUAAAUGAUAUAUGAACUUGUAAGUCAAUUACUCUUCUUUUUGGGGCAGUUUUUGUGCAAUCUCAGCGUCUGCACAUGAACCACACUAGGGGCUGGAUCUGGCGCUGCAGCUAGUAGGUUUUGUAUCGUCAUCUCACGUCGGAUGGAGUCAAACUUGUUCAGAAACAACAGUAUGCGACGCGCUGGUCAGACUCCUCAAAGCUGUGACAGCCACGCAUUAAACGAGGAGCUGCGAGGAAAUGCAAGGCAGACAAUCCAGAAACGUCAUUUUUAACAUUUCAUAACAGCAAAAGUAGAUUUUCUAGAAACUGAGGGACAAAAGCAUUUUAGAUUAAAUUGAUUAACUUGAAUAUUUAAUAUAAAUGGACACAAUGUUGAGGCAAAGCUGUUAUGGUAAAGACUGUUCAAACCACAUUUGCUGAAAAAAGGUAAAACAAUAAAAAGAGACAAACUUUGCAGCAUGUUUUGUACAACAAGGCCUGAAAGAUUUUCCAUGACAUCAAAUCCGAGUUCAACACCAUGUAACCGCACCCUCAUCUUCUUUGACAAAUAAACUUUAUACAUUACUGAAAAUU